UUUUUGGGAUCUUCUGAGCUCUGGUACUAAACCCUCUUCCUUCACUUCGUUCCAAUUGGGACCAAAAACCCCGAAGUUGUGAAUUUUUACCACCGGAAUCUUUAAUCAUGUUGGCGAUUUUCCGAUCAUCUCACCGGAAGAUUCGAUCUUACAGUAACUUCUUCACUCGUCGAUUAUGCUGCCGCCACAGUUCUCCUUCACGAAGCACAAUCAUCUCAACAUCGCCCUUCACCAGGCCAUUCGUUUCCGCUGCCAAUCCCAAAUCUCCCUUCGAUGCCAUCGCUCUCAGAGUACUUCGUAACGAGAUUGAGUACCAGUCAAAUUACGCUCCUCCUCAUCAGCCUGCAACGAGAUUCGGUGCAUUUUCGGUUGAAGACCGACCGGGAAUGCAGUGGAUUACAUUGAAAGGGAAAUUUGGAGACACUGAAGAUAUUAAAAUUGAAGCGACGAUGUUUGAUGGCUGUGAAUCGGUUCCCAAACUUGGAGACGAUAGCGAUGGUGAAGAAGACCUUCGUCUUCACAUUAGCGUGCUUGUUGACAUUUCGAAGGGGGAAGGUUCUGAGGAUUUGGAGUUUGUGUGCUCGGCAUGGCCUGAUUCUUUGGAGGUUCAGAAGCUAUAUGUUCUUAAACGAGAUAGGACUCUUGCGAGACCCUACAUGGGGCCUGAUUUUCGGAAAUUGAGUGGCAAAAUCCAGACGAAAUUUCGGGAGUUCUUAGCAGAAAGGGGGAUAGAUAAGGAGCUCUCUAUGUUUUUGCAUGAAUAUAUGAUGAACAAAGACAGAUGUGAACUUAUUCGAUGGCUGGGAAUUGUCGAGUCGUUUGUGGAAAGAUAAACCAUACGCUUCAUUGACAACAUCGAACGCAGUUGUUACCAUUUUUUAAGGUAUUCAAGAUUAUGUUUUCUUCCUUUAUA
Messenger RNA from Cucurbita maxima (winter squash), 913 nucleotides. RefSeq lists its product as uncharacterized. Gene Ontology annotation, cellular component: mitochondrial matrix. The transcript is spliced from 3 exons. The record is from RefSeq and is a predicted model, not a curated record. NCBI's taxonomy places the organism in Eukaryota, Viridiplantae, Streptophyta, Magnoliopsida, Cucurbitales, Cucurbitaceae. The coding region runs from base 108 to 833 and encodes 241 amino acids.